Messenger RNA from Dipodomys ordii (Ord's kangaroo rat), 7718 nucleotides. RefSeq names its product CUGBP, Elav-like family member 1 (gene Celf1). Gene Ontology annotation, biological process: regulation of alternative mRNA splicing, via spliceosome; mRNA splice site recognition. The record is from RefSeq and is a predicted model, not a curated record. Gene Ontology annotation, cellular component: cytoplasm; nucleus; ribonucleoprotein complex. Lineage: Eukaryota; Metazoa; Chordata; Mammalia; Rodentia; Heteromyidae. Bases 136 to 1515 code for a protein of 459 amino acids. The transcript has 14 exons. Gene Ontology annotation, molecular function: mRNA 3'-UTR binding.
CUGCGGAAGCGCAGGCAGCAGCUGAGGCGGCGGCAGGCUCAGGUGCAGCCGCUGGAAGCUAAAGCUGUGUGUAUUUGUGGAUCAGACAAGUGCAGCAAGUUAAUAUCAUUGGCUUCUGAAGGGGAGAGUGAGGUGAUGGCUGCGUUUAAGUUGGAUUUCCUUCCAGAAAUGAUGGUGGAUCAUUGCUCUUUGAAUUCCAGUCCUGUCUCAAAGAAAAUGAACGGCACCCUGGACCACCCAGACCAACCGGAUCUUGAUGCUAUUAAGAUGUUUGUGGGCCAGGUUCCGAGGACCUGGUCUGAGAAGGACUUGAGGGAACUUUUUGAGCAGUAUGGUGCUGUCUAUGAAAUCAAUGUCCUAAGGGAUAGGAGCCAAAACCCUCCUCAGAGCAAAGGGUGCUGUUUUGUUACAUUUUACACCCGCAAAGCUGCAUUAGAAGCGCAGAAUGCUCUUCACAACAUGAAAGUCCUGCCAGGGAUGCAUCAUCCUAUACAGAUGAAACCUGCUGACAGUGAAAAGAACAAUGCAGUGGAAGACAGGAAGUUGUUUAUUGGCAUGAUUUCCAAGAAGUGCACUGAAAAUGACAUCCGAGUCAUGUUCUCUUCAUUUGGACAGAUUGAAGAAUGCAGGAUAUUGCGGGGACCUGAUGGCCUGAGCCGAGGUUGUGCAUUUGUGACUUUUACAACAAGAGCCAUGGCACAGACAGCUAUCAAGGCAAUGCACCAAGCACAAACCAUGGAGCUUUAUUUGCAGCUCCUUCAGCAGACUGCCUCCUCUGGGAACCUCAACACUUUGAGCAGCCUCCACCCAAUGGGAGGGUUAAAUGCAAUGCAGUUACAGAAUUUAGCUGCAUUAGCUGCAGCAGCUAGUGCAGCUCAGAACACGCCUAGUGGUACCAGUGCCCUCACUACAUCCAGCAGUCCCCUCAGCGUCCUUACCAGUUCAGGGUCUUCACCAAGUUCUAGCAGCAGUAACUCUGUGAAUCCCAUAGCCUCACUUGGAGCCCUGCAGACAUUAGCUGGAGCAACAGCUGGUCUCAACGUUGGCUCUUUGGCAGGGAUGGCUGCUUUAAAUGGUGGCCUGGGCAGCAGUGGCCUUUCCAACGGCACUGGGAGCACCAUGGAGGCCCUUACCCAGGCCUACUCGGGUAUCCAGCAAUAUGCUGCCGCCGCACUCCCCACGCUGUACAACCAGAAUCUGUUGACACAGCAGAGUAUUGGUGCUGCUGGAAGCCAGAAGGAAGGUCCAGAAGGAGCCAACCUGUUCAUAUACCACCUGCCCCAGGAGUUUGGAGAUCAGGACCUACUGCAGAUGUUUAUGCCCUUUGGAAAUGUUGUAUCUGCCAAGGUUUUUAUAGACAAGCAGACAAACCUGAGCAAGUGUUUUGGUUUUGUAAGUUAUGACAAUCCGGUUUCUGCUCAAGCUGCCAUCCAGUCCAUGAACGGCUUCCAGAUUGGCAUGAAGCGUCUUAAAGUGCAGCUCAAGCGUUCAAAGAAUGACAGCAAGCCCUACUGAGCGUGCUCCCCUCUGAGACUGGAGUGAGAGGGUCUUCUGGCUCAGCUUGCCCUGAAGACUCGGCUACUGCCUUCUGUGGGAGUUUCGCUUCGUACAGAGGACAAGUUUGUGCUUUGGUUUCCAGUGUUUUACUUUGGAGUUUAGGUGCCAUAUCCUGAGUUGUUUCCCCCUCCCCCCAUUUAUUUAAAGUUUGCUGUGUUUGUAACCAGUGUGUUGAGAAGGACCAACACCAAACCACCCUGGCGGAGGAGGAAUAGGGAAAUGUAUUUAAAAGAUGAUCAGAAUUUGCCCCCAAACUACCCCAGAGAGGACUGGGUGGAGCAAAAAGUUGGCCCUCAGAAUCUGAGUACAAGGGUGGGUGAAAUUAGAACUGACAUCCAAGAGCUGCAGGGUGGAAGCAGGUGGGUUGGCUUUGGAGCAGAGCGGGGGUGACUUGACACUAUUGCCCUGGCAGCUGGAGUCAGAAGCUCUGCCAUAGCCAUGGAGAGUCUGAGUUUUUUCCACCUGUUUUCAGAUUCUUGUCCUGAAUUUCUGUCCCUCUUUCCUAAAAGAGGAUCAGCAAUUUUUUUUUUUAAAUACAGCAGCUGUUAAUUUAGCCUGCUAAUAUGCAAAAAGCAGGGAGACCUCACCCACAGCCCUCCUUUGGUAUUGGUUUGCCCUGCCUAGCCUGUGGCUAUUUGGGUGAAGCAGCCAAAGAGGUCAUAUUUAGUUUACUUAAACAUCAAAUUAGACCAUGACCCAUUUCCCACAGCUCCCUUUAAAUCAGGUUUCUCUGGAAAGUAUUGCCUGGUUUCCUUCCUUGUAGUUCGCCACAGCCAGGAGCAGCGCACCUCCAUCCUAAGCCACAAUUUUUUCGAGGGCAGAUUCAAGCUGCCCUUGCAGCACCUAGCUAAAGGAGGGCUCCUUUCCUGGGCAGUGAUCAAAAGCCAUCUAGCUGGGGGAGGCAGAGCCUGCUUUCUUGGUAUACCUUAAUCAGAAGGUCCCUUGAAGCCAGGGCACUGCAUUUGCCAGUGGCCAGAAAGAUUCAGAAAUCCAUGCUUUCCUCCUUGAUUGAGGUGUGCCAGCCGUAGUGUUCCCAUAGAGGUCUGGCAGGCUCCUCUUUUAACUACUCUAGCCCCAUUUUCUGCCCUUGGGGAUGGAGGAAAGUAUGUUUACAGCCUCCAUAAGGAUUUAGUGUUCAUUUACCUCAGUAUUACUGUAUCCAUUUUUGUCCUCGUGCUUAAGUUAGCUCCCUGCUGCCUCCCAGGGUCCCAUUCCAGCCCUUGCCUGUGACUCUCAGCCUGUAGGCUUUGCCUCUGCCUCUCCUGUUGUAGAGGUGGAGAGCUAGGGAUGACAUGCCGUUGGAAUGCACCUGGGCAAAGGUAGUCCUGUUAAAAUAUGGCUACUAGCUACAGCCAGGGACUGAUUCCUUGGACCCUGGAAAUGCAACCAAGACCUGGCCCCUGGCAUCAGAGAUCAGAAUAAAGGGGUUGUUUGCUUUGCAGUCAGAUAGGGGCACUCUCCUUGUCACACUGUCCCCGUGGGUAAAAACAGGGAGUGACCCUCUUGCUGUUGUACAGGUAGUUGUUGGUGUUGGAUCCCCCAUUGAAGCUGGCACAGCUGCUCCCUACUCGUAGUGAUAACCUGGGUUUGUUGUCCUCUAAGAAACAUGAAACAUAACUUCUUAAGCUGAACCACGUAAACUUGAAUUCUGCGCACUGGGAGAAAUAUGUCCUGUGUUUCAAAGGAUAAAACUGUUCUAAAGGCUUCCAGGGUUAUGAUGGGAUUUUUUUAAAUAAAUGCAAAAAUAAAAAGAAAACAAAAAAAAAAACAAAAAAAGAAAAAAAAAGAAAAAGUAAAAAAAUGCUAGGUUGGGGAGGCGCUGUUCUGAAUCCCAACCAGCUGGAACCAAGAAUGUUGUUUCUAUUUUUAUAGAAGUUUUAUACAGCUCCGGGGUGGAGAAUAUUUAUUACCUAAAUUAUAUCUCUGGAAAAGGCCAGGAUUUUGUAGAAUCCAGAAUGUGAUUGUUGUACACACAGGGUGCUGUGUAUGAUUGAAACUACUGACUUUGUGUGGCCAUUUGCAGCCCAGCUCACCUGCCCAAGGGGAAGGCUAAUGUUAAUGCUGUGAAUUGGCAAAGGAGAGAGCUGUGCUCUCCAGGGUGCUGCCGGUUCUGUGCUCCUAACCUUCUGUCUGUCUUCCUCCUUGGCCAGAACUCCCCUCCUUUCCUCCUCCUUUCUUUCCCUCCUCCACCAUUUGUCUGUGGAUUUGUCCUGGGUUCUGGGAUCUAAGCAAACUGUCCUAAUGACAAGAGGCAAAGAUACUUUGCACUGCCUUUGAUACAGAUCCCAAGGCUUCAUGCCUGCUUGAGGUUCUCUUUUCUUAAAAGGAACACUUGUCCCAGCAGGGGUCUGGUCUGCUCAGGCGGCCAGCUGGUGAGAACACGCACUUCUGUUCUAUUCUCCCUCAGCCCAGAGCAUUAGCGCAGCAGCAGCAGCACUGCCCUUGAGCACAGUUCUCUCCCCAGGCCAAAGAUGGUUUUGUGAAGAAGCUGCUCCCCUACCAGUCUCACCAUGUGAAAGGGCUUAGCUCAGAGAAUGAAGACUCGAAGUCUAGUCUUAAGCAGUCCUUUUCUGUUUUGUGGAGGUUUCACUUGCAAUGUAUUUUCUGCUGUAGUUUUCUUUUUGUUUGUUUGUUUCUUGGGUUACAUCAUGAAAUUGAUUUGCCUUGAAUGCAGCCAGAUCACUGUCUCCUGGGUUCCACAGAAGAGGCCAGUGCAUAUGUGGAAGCCAAGGGCUUGGAUUUCUGGGAACAAAGGGCCGUCCCCCUAGGACUGGGCAGGAUACCCUGGCCCUCUAUCCUGAAGAAUCUUCCCCGCCCCAGCCAGCAUCUCUCCUACUCCACCCCCUGCCCAUCUUGGCCAGGGAAUGGGAGCUGAGGCUACUGCCCUGCUCCCCCAGAUACCUUCUUUUGUUUUAUGUUGGGUGCUUCGCAGGAAAUCCAAGCCUUAGGUUCCCUUCUGUCUCUGGCAAUUGGAUGUUUUCUUGGUGUCCUCCAUGUCCUUUUUGACUUUCCCUGUGUCCAUUGUUGGCAUGUGCGAAAGUUCCCUGUCAUUACCCACCCCCGGCCCGCCCCGCCUCCUCAUUUCAGGGCUGCACACACAGUGAGUGUCCUGUUCUCUCUCUCUUUGUUUGGAUGUAUUGCUCUGUGUAACUCAGUGGGUCUCCCUCUUUCUGGUUUGUUUUUUUUUCUAGAUUCCUGCCGUUUGUUCAUCGUUGUGCCUAAAGCAUGUCGAUGUGGCGUCAAGUACAUCGUCCAAAUCCCUGUCUCUUCAGCUUCUCUGAUGCUUGAACUCUCACCUUUGACCUUGUGUUGACCUUUGAUGCUGAUGUGUAUUUUUAUUAUGUUUGUUUCUUUCUUUGUUCUUUUUUUCUUUCCUUUUUAUUUUUUUCCCUUUUGUGCUGCCAAAAUUGGUUUUGCUAGAACGACUGCUGAAGGGGAAAUAUUUAAACUUGCAUUUGAAUAUAAAAAAAUCUAUUUUUCUAGAACUUCAUAAGAUAACCACUUGAUUUUGUGAUUCCAAUUCUUUGUAAUUGUCUUCAGAGCAGCCCUACUAGCACAUACCGUGUGGUGUUUGUAUUUCUGUGAACACACAGCCAGUCCGUUUCUAGGCUUUGUUUCUCUGUGUGCUUAGUUUUAAAGACAACUUUGAAGUAAACAAUGGAAUAAAAGUGUCACUAAAACCUUUUGAGGCUCCUGAGCACAUUUUGCUGAUUUGUUUGUGAGGCUUAAGGAGACCUCAUGUAUUCUUUUGUUUUUCUUCCCUCCCUCCUGACCCCCCCCCCAGUUCUCGACUGCAGAAAACAGCUGAACCCCCUUCUUCUUUUUUGACUGAAGGCUGCAGUUUGUACCCCAGCCAGCCCUUUUUCUUUUUCUUCUGUGGCUCUUCCCUGGAAUAACCCUGCGGGGGAACUGGUCCCUCUUGUCCCUUCCCCUCAGCCCCACCCCGCUCCUUCUGUGCUUGUUCUUACAGUCUCCACAGCAGAAUGUCAUGCUUUGAGGGUUUUUAUUUUUUUUUUUGGUAUUGUUUUUGUGUUUUUCUUUUGAAUUAUUUUCCUUUCCUACUAAGAUUAUGCCCAGAAAAAAAAACAAGUUUUGCAUGUUUCCUGCUGUUUCUUCACACCUUCGUAUAUAUCACCUUCACCUCUCUGUUUUCUAUAGUUUGUGCAAAAACUGACCGAUUUAAAAGGGUUUCAAAGAAGCUGUUUUAAAUUGUGGGGUUGAUUUUUUUUUCUUCAAGAUUGUAUUAUUUUGAAGUGGCAACUUUCUCCUCUACUGCCCUUAGAGCGUUUGCCUGUGCACUUAGACUGUCACCUCCUGUGGCUUCCAGGUCUCAGCAGGGAGGCCAGGGUGUUGGCGGCCCUGCUCAGAGGGUCAGGGGGGCCGAGAGAGGCACAAGGCAUAUAGCUAGAAUGCUAAGGUGGCUGUGGUUGAGCAGGAGGCUUAAGGCAUUAGGGGAAGCACCCAGAGGAGGGAGGGUGCUCCUACUGCCAGAGGAGGCUACCUACAUGUGCAGCGGCACUAUACUACUUGCCAGCGCUUUUCCUAGGUGACAAGCACAAUACUACAGUCUCUACACUGUUUACAGCCCUGGGUACCAACCACCCCCAUGCUGGCUCUUGCCCACAGGCUCUGCUGUUGCUUAGCUAGUGGGGUGGAAUAAGGGUGGGAAUUUGUUUUUUAAAUUGAGUAAGGAGCCAAAUAGCUCUGUCCCUGGGUGCCAGGCCAGCCAGUUCUUUGGUUUCCUGAGGAGAACUUAACCCUCUUCUUAUAGCACCAUCCAGCCUCAGGGUUUUGGGACUUGAGGAUGAAUGUGAAUGGAAAGGGAAAGGCCAGAAAGGCAGGGAUGGGUCUGUGGAGGGAAGAGGAAGCAGGGAGGAAUUUGUGACAGAUCCUACCCAGAAUUCCACACUGGCAGGAGUGAGAGCUGGGAAAACAGGAUUCUCCAGGGAAGGGUGGUAUGGUGCAGCUAGUGACUUGGAGAUGGGGUGGAGGUAGAAGCACUGUUCUAGCAUGAUGCAUUCUGGGGUUGACAGAGGAAGGAAUCUCACCAGAACUCCUGGUGAGAACUCCUGCUCUGGGAUCCGCAGGCUGCCCAGUAUUGUGCUUAAGACCACUCUUACUAGAAGGAAAUAGCAGCCAAGUGGAGGGCCAGUAAGUAUAUGGUAAGUUGCUUGAUUUUUCUGGAAGGGUGAUUGGAUGGAAAGAGGCCAGAAGCCCCAGUCUGAGUGAUGGCUGUGCCCCACAGUCUGACUGCACAGAGCCACCUCUGUUGGCAGGAGGCGCUGAGGCUCCUGUGUAUUGAGAAGCCUUGUUUGCCAAUAUAUUUUGUUUUCAAUUCCAAGAGAAGCUCUGGGAAAACCUGUGGAUAAAACCAAAUGCCAAACGUUGGAUGUUGUUUCUUUUUCCUUUUCUCUCUCUGAUUGUUUUAAUUGUUCUGUGGUGGUUUUAAUGGAUUUGAGACCCUGGAGCGGCAGCUGCCUUUCUGAUUUCCAGCUGCUUUUUGUGAAUAAUUUAAAAAGAAAAAAAAAAGAAACUUUACAUUUUGGAGACAAACCUGUGUGAGUUUUUUAUUGGUACAAACGUUGUAUUUAACACUAGGGGUUUUGUACAGUUUUUUGCCUUUUCUACUAGAAAACAAUGUAAAGUGAUUUCACAAUGUGAAGAGAAAAAAAAUUGCCACUAUGACCAAACGCACAGUCUGUUCUGCAGCCACAACGGGAUUUAAUCAACUCAAAGUCGUGAUUCAGCCGUAGAAUGCUUUUCCUUGACCUUGUUUGAGCUUUCCUUUCUUUCCUGUUUUGAUUUGCAAAAGAAAAUGUCUUUUUGUGUGAACUUGUGUUGUACUCUGUAGAAAAUUAUGGAUUUUGCUUUAAUGGUUUUUUAAAAAGGCAAGAAGAGCCCUUGCUGCUUUUCUUACCUAAUCACAGAGUUUGUGUAGUGGAUUAAAAAAAAAAAGAAAAAAAAGUUGUUACAAGUUUGGAGCAAAGGAGUAUGUGUUUCAAAGGAUUCUCCUUCCUUUUUUUGUGUGUUUUUUUCCUUUUGUCCCAAUGGGGAACCUAAAUCUGUUUUAAUUGCACAGACACACGGACAAAAAGUCAUUUUGUAUCUGCCAAGUGUGGUACCUUCCUUUGUUUAUUUGCUAUUAAACUGUUUGAGAAGAA